CCCAAUCUGGACCCGCGACAUCGGCCGAUUCUUGUUGUUCGACCUCUGAAUAGUAGAGACGCGUCACCAUUGCAAAAUACAAUGGCUCAGCCUGCAGCGUUCAGCGUAAAUCAGGUCAGCGUCGAGAUGGAAAUGCGAAAGCAACGUGUUCGCACGACUCUGCAUCAGGCUUGUCGGGAUGGGAACGUUGACGUCGUGGGGUCGUAUCUCGACAAAGUAACGCGUAACAACCGACGGCAGAUAUUGGAGGCGCGAGACGAAGAUAACCAGACGCCUUUACACGUAGCUGCACGUUUCAAUCGUAUACGGGUCAUCAGGAAGCUGCUGGUCAAGCAAGCCAAUUGCAAGUCCAGAACAAAGACUGAAGGACUAACCCCCUUGCACAUGGCAGCUCGUUUUGUAUCUCGAGAAUCUGACCGAAGGCUACAAACAGACAGUGGAGGAGAGAGUGAAGAAAUUAAUAGCAUUGCAGCCAUGCAAGUACUUCUGCAGAAGGGAGCAAACUUGAACUCUCAAGAUCACUAUGGGAUGACUCCUCUUCAUCAUGCUGUGCAGAGGAAGAAUAUUGAGGGUGCUAUGUUUUUGUUGUCUGAUGAGAUGAUAGGCAAGGGAAUCAACAUCAAUAUUUUGGACAAGACAAAAGUGUCUCCUCUGCAUGAGGCUAUCCAGCAGCACUGCUUUGAAAUUGCAGAACGACUAGUUACAUUGGGCGCUGACAUCAUGGCAGAAGAUGCCGAAGGUGCCACUCCACUGCAUUAUGCUUCUCAAGAAGGUGCUAUUGAUAUAGGGAAGUUGCUGUAUCAGGCAGCAUCUACACAAGGUGUACAGCGACAGUUGGUUGAAAAGAGGACAAAUGAGAAUGGGACGUGUCUUCAUUUGGCUGUUGAAAGUGGAUAUGAUGAAAUGGCAGAGUUGUGUAUCCGAAUGGGAGCUGAUGUGAAUGCAGAGAUGAACAAUGGGUAUACACCACUUCACAUGGCAGCUAAACAGGGUCACAAACCAUCUGCCAAGCUGUUGAUUGAGGGAAGGGCAGAUCUUGAAGCUGGGGACGUGUCAAAUGCUACGCCUCUGCAUACUGCUGCAAGAUACAAACAAGUGGCAAUGGUGGAGUUUCUUCUUGACUGUGGUGCUAAUAUUGAAUGUAAGGAUCAUGACAGCUUUACACCACUAUUGACAGCAGCAUCUUAUGGACGGACAAAGAUUGUUGGUAUCUUGUUAGCAAGACAAGCUGAUGUUGAGCAGACUGAUCUUAAUGGAAGGACUGCACUACACUGGGCAGUGAAAGCAAACAACAAGAAUACUAUGCAGGUUUUGUUAGCAGAUGAUACUGGUUCUGGUCUAGUCCACAUGUCUGAUUCAAGAAGCAAGUAUCCACUGCAUAUUGCUGCAAAGAAGGGUUAUGUGGAUCUUGCUAAGACUCUAUUGUCAGUCGGUGCAGCAAUCGAUGCCAAAAACGAUGAAGAGAAGACACCUCUUCAUCUUGCUUCAGCCUAUGGAAGAGUAAAAGUUGUGCGUCUGUUGGCUUCCCAUGAUCGAUCAACCAUCAAUGAUGAAGAUGAGGGGUCUAACAUGCCAAUUCACUUGGCUGCACUAAAUGGACAUGCCAAUGUUAUAGAAACUCUUUUGGAGUUUGGUGCACAAAUUGAUGCAAGGAAUGCUUCAUUCUGGACACCAUUGGAUUGUGCUUCAUAUAGAGGUCAACUUGAUGUGGUGACAACUCUUCUGGAAGGCGACAGUCCUAUUGAUCCUCAAGACAAAGCUGGAGUCACGCCACUUCAUCUAGCGUCACGAGAGGGUCAUAUUUCUGUUGUUAAAGUUCUCCUUCUGUGGGAAGCUGAUGUCUCUAUGAAAGACCUCAAUGGAUUUAAUUGCCUUGAUUAUGCCAUUGAGCAUAACAGGAUAGAAGUUGCUGAAGAAAUUAUCAAGAGUGAGAAAUGGAUGAACGCUCUUGCUAGUGCAACUGUUGCUGAGCAGGCAGAUGGUACUAAAAUAGCAGACACACCGUUGCGGAAGCUGAUAAGGAAAAUGCCAGAUGUGGCAGAGGUUGUAUUUAAUCAGUGCACUACCAGUAAUGCCAACUCGCAGACUGGCAUUACACAGCAGCACCCCAACUUUGAAGUUCAAUUUGACUAUCGUCUUCUUGAUGAUAUAGAAUUAGCAAAGAAGCUCUAUCAUGAGAAGGAGAAGGGAGAUUCAGAUGCGAGUGACGAAGAGUCAGAUAGGAAGAGCAUUGAUACGUUAGACAGUGAAAUGUCUGUUGCACAGGAGAAUCACUUGUCCACACUGCUAGCUACUCAUUCUCAUGUGUCAAAACAUCACCCUUUGAUAAUUAUGGUCAAGUCAAAGAGAGAACGACUUCUAAGUCAUCCACUAGUGUUGAGUUUGCUUCGGCACAAGUGGGAGUCAUUUGGUCGCUACGUCUACUACUUGAAUCUUUCGAUUUUUCUUAUUUAUCUCUCAGUUCUUACAGCCUAUGCAACAACACUUGUUCCACCCAACACCACAAGUGAUUGUUCAGGUACAAAGGAGGGGUUUAUUAUGUUUGGACAUUAUUUUGUCAUGAUCUUUGCUUUUAUUCGACUUGGCAUAAUUGAAGUCUUUCAAGUGAUUCAUCUUAGGUCAGAGUACUUUGCAUUCGGCAAUGCAGUAGCAAACGUUAUUGAAUGGCUCAGUUUUUCAACAGCCGCCCUGUUUGGUUUGCCUCUAAGCACAUCAUCUGACUGUAUGGUGAGGGAAUGGCAGUGGCAGUGUGGAAUUGUUGCUGUGUUUUUGGCUUGGUUUAAUCUUCUUGUGUUCAUUCGGAAGCUCCCCAAAAUAGGCAUCUACAUUGUCAUGUUCCUUGACAUUUUCAAGACUUUCUUACAGUUUAUGAUUGUUGGGAUAUUGUUUGUGAUUGCCUUUGGGCUUGCCUUCUACAUGCUCUUUACCACUGAUAUAGCAUUUCCAAGCCCAGGAAAGGCCCUUGUGAAGACGGCUGUGAUGACGAUAGGUGAAUUUGACUAUGAUCGAAUUUUCAAUGAGGCACCUUUUUUCAGCUAUAAACAGUUGUCAUACAUUAUGUGGAUCAUAUUUCUAAUUGUUAUGCCAAUCUUGUUGAUGAACCUCUUGAUUGGUUUAGCUGUUGAUGACAUCAAAGAUGUACAAGAACAUGCCAAGCUUCAACGUCUUGCAAUGCAGGUGGAACUUGUUCUUGGUGUAGAGGCUCUCUUGCCAAGUUUCAUUAACCGUCGAUUUACAAAGGAAAAGGGCAUUGUCAGGCCAAAUGACAGGCAAAGUAUCAUUGGCCAGAUUAGAACCAGCGUCUUUGGCCGCACACUUUCAACAGAUAUUAUUACUAGUGUUUUAGAAGAUGAAUCUACUCCUCUUGAGAGGUUGGAGAAUAGUACUGAGAAGCUCCAAGAAGAGGUUGGGCAACUAAAGUGUGACAUGAGCAAACUUAUGAAGCAAAAUAAUCGUCUUACCAACAUUCUAAAAGCAAUAGCUCGUAAACAAGAAGUUAGAGUAGCAAUGGCAGAUGACGAUGAUGAUGACGGUGAAGAUGAGGAUAGAGAUGAUGAUGUUGAUGGUGGAGAACCACAACAUGAAACCGCAGCCACCUGAAAUGACUUUGGCUCACAAACAUUAUGAACUAAAACAUUUACUACAUAGUAAGUGAAUAAUCUGAGUUGCUUUCGCUCUUACAUUUUGCUGAACUCGAUGGUAUCAGUUAUCAAAAUGCUGUGGCUGUCACACUUCUAUGGACUCAAUGGUCAAUUAUCAAUUUUUAAAUUUACUGUGGCAUUGCUUUUGUUAUUGGACGUAAAUGCAGAGAACUUUGUUUGCCUUCAA
This is a messenger RNA of Corticium candelabrum, 3828 nucleotides long. Its product is annotated as transient receptor potential cation channel subfamily A member 1 homolog. The transcript is spliced from 20 exons. The coding region runs from base 82 to 3600 and encodes 1172 amino acids. Gene Ontology annotation, cellular component: membrane. Gene Ontology annotation, biological process: transmembrane transport; monoatomic ion transport. Gene Ontology annotation, molecular function: monoatomic ion channel activity; protein binding. The record is from RefSeq and is a predicted model, not a curated record. Lineage: Eukaryota; Metazoa; Porifera; Homoscleromorpha; Homosclerophorida; Plakinidae.